Molecule: messenger RNA, 2851 nt
Organism: Tribolium castaneum (red flour beetle)
Lineage: Eukaryota; Metazoa; Arthropoda; Insecta; Coleoptera; Tenebrionidae
Gene: wrd
Product: well-rounded
Exons: 6
Coding region: 332-2059 (575 amino acids)
Biological process (GO): protein dephosphorylation; signal transduction
Cellular component (GO): nucleus; protein phosphatase type 2A complex; cytosol
Molecular function (GO): protein phosphatase activator activity
Source: RefSeq, a predicted model, not a curated record
CAGUCCUUCGUGUGUCUUUUAACCCUAGUGCAUUUCCUUUAAUUUUAAUGACUUUUUGGCUGUUAUUUGGUUUUGUUCGUCGUUCAGCACCUCCGCAAGUGUCCGCCUGGUAGUCCUUCGAGCGAAGUGUACACGUUGGAGGUUGACGGCGCCUGGAGUGUCGGUAAACGUGAUGAAAAGUCUGACGCCGUGGCUGUGAAUGUUUUCUUAAUUUAGUGUCUUGAUCGCGAACCGUCAUCGUCGUCAACGACGUCAACAUGGUCUGUAUCCGGCGUUGUCUUCCGCAAAUUGUCGACAAUUAGGUUAGUCGGCGCAACAAUCAAGUUUGUCCAUGUUGCAGGACGCAAGGAUCAUGAACGUCGAGUCGUCUGGCAAGGGGCAAAACAACUUCAACGAGAAUCAUGCGGAGCCAAAGAAUAACUCCGUGGCAAAUGCGCCCCCGCCUACGCCCCUCAACAAAACCAAGCUGACGACGGGAACCGUUCAAGGGCCCAUGAUCAAAAAGGACAAGCGACAUUCCAGCUCCAGGUUCAAUAUCACCAAAAACAGGGAACUGGAGAUGCUUCCGUCGUUAAAAGACGCCGCUCCGGCCGAUCGAGAAGAGCUCUUCAUCCAAAAACUCCGUCAAUGUUGCGUUCUUUUUGAUUUUGCUUCCGACCCCUUGUCUGAUUUAAAAUGGAAGGAAGUGAAACGAGCCGCCCUUCACGAAAUGGUGGAAUAUGUAACGCAGCAGAAAGGCGUCAUCACCGAAGCUAUUUAUCCAGAGGCCGUCAAUAUGUUCGCCGUGAACCUGUUCCGCACGUUGCCCCCGUCGUCGAACCCAAACGGUGCCGAAUUCGACCCAGAAGAGGACGAGCCAACCUUAGAGGCCGCUUGGCCCCACCUCCAGCUGGUCUACGAAUUGUUUUUGCGCGUGCUGGAGGCGCCCGAUUUCCAGCCGAACAUUGCCAAACGUUACAUAGACCAAAAGUUCGUCCUCCAGCUGCUCGAUCUGUUCGAUUCGGAAGAUCCCCGCGAACGGGAUCUUCUGAAAACGACUCUUCAUCGGAUUUACGGCAAGUUCCUCGGACUUCGCGCCUUCAUUCGCAAACAAAUCAACAACGUGUUUUAUCGCUUCAUCUACGAAACCGAGCACCACAACGGCAUCGCAGAGCUUCUUGAAAUCCUCGGAUCGAUAAUCAACGGUUUCGCAUUGCCGCUGAAGGAAGAACACAAAGUGUUUCUUUUGCGAGUUUUGAUGCCGCUGCAUAAAGUCAAGUCGUUGUCGGUGUACCAUCCGCAGUUGGCCUACUGUGUUGUGCAGUUUUUGGAGAAGGACCCGUCGUUGACCCAACCAGUGAUUAGGAGUCUGUUGAAGUACUGGCCCAAGACGCAUAGUCCCAAAGAAGUGAUGUUUCUGAACGAACUGGAGGAGAUCCUCGACGUUAUAGAACCAGGGGAAUUCCAGAAAGUCAUGGUUCCGUUGUUCAAACAACUGGCGAAGUGUGUCAGCUCGCCGCAUUUUCAAGUCGCCGAGAGGGCGCUCUAUUACUGGAAUAAUGAAUAUGUGAUGUCUCUGGUGUCGGAAAACGCCACCGAGAUUCUACCACUGAUGUUCCCCAGUCUUUACAAAAACUCGAAAAGUCACUGGAACAAGACUAUACACGGCCUGAUUUACAAUGCACUUAAGUUGUUUAUGGAAAUGAAUCAAAAAUUGUUUGACGAGUGUACACAACUAUAUCGUGAGGAGAGACGGAAAGAGCGCGAGCGUGAAAACCAACGUAUGGAACUAUGGAUCAGAGUGGAGUCUUUAGCAGCUCAGAAACCCGAAUACGAGCUUAUUAAAGCACAAAAUCCAGAAAUCAAGAGCAUCAUCACGAGUCCUGAUCCCGACGAUGAAGUCACUUUGGAUAACAUAGAACAACAAGCCCAGGAGACAAAGAAGACUCGCAAUACAAACAAGCCGUUAGUCCGACGUAAAUCGGAAUUACCACAAGAUCAAUACACCGUCAAAGCACUGAACGAUCACAAACGAGCAGACGAGUAUCUCACGACGCCACCGGAUGUCAACAAGUGCUAGUCCACUCAAAACACCUUUUCUUAGUGAGCUUAGUGCCAACAGGUUAUGUUAUGCGACCUAGGGAACCACCGGGUAUUUUCAUUCAUUUCAAUUGAUUUGAGGUGACAAGUAUUGAUUUUAUGCUAGGGCGAUGUGAUUUUAGGUCUUUUUUUAUAAAGAUUGAUGUUUUUUAUUGGUUUGAGAGAAAAGUCAAAAUAUUUUUAGAUACCGUAGUUGAUAGACAACUUUCGAGUACAAUUUUUUCGCGCUAAGGUUAUUAUUUCUAUGCAAAUAUUCUAUCUAGAUCCAUAGUUGUAAAUGACUGCAUGAAAGGAUUUAUGUGUUGUUAGCCGUUACUAAAUUAGCAUGUGGCCUUUUAUAAAAUAAUAUAUUUAAGAUGUUUAUAACGAUAUCGAGUUGGUCGUUCUUACCAAACGCUGUUUCUUUUUUAACACUUUUCUCUCUGUUUAUUUAUUCUUUUUAUAAUCGAACAAUCGGGGGUUAGUUGAAAAAGAGUGUACAGACAUUAUUUACGUAUUUAGAAAUUAAAUGUGUGGCACUUGCUUUGAAUGUGUUAUUAAACAAAAACGAAUGAGCAUAUUGUUAGUUAACUGAUAAAAGAAAGUGUAAGUCUAGUGUUGUAACUCGAAAUACAUUCAAUAAUUAGCUGUAAGGAUAUAUUUUUUAUGUUUCAUGAUGGAAGGAAAGUGUACAUACGGAUAUGGAGUUGAUAUUAUGUCUUAGACAGUAUUUUUUUAUUGUACAGCUUUGCUUUGUCAAUGAUAUUGAUAUAAAUUACAUUUCUUUAAUUCA